This is a messenger RNA of Pogonomyrmex barbatus (red harvester ant), 871 nucleotides long. RefSeq names its product sperm-associated antigen 7. The record is from RefSeq and is a predicted model, not a curated record. Lineage: Eukaryota; Metazoa; Arthropoda; Insecta; Hymenoptera; Formicidae. Gene Ontology annotation, molecular function: nucleic acid binding.
GAUGUGGUGCAUGUCCGUGCUAAAUUCACGGAACAAAUUUCGCGAGUGUAUUUCUAGUUUUCUGUAGGACGAAAUCCCUUCAUCAUUUCUUUCCGGCUUAGCAUCGACAAGAUCGAACAAAUCGCCGAUAUUAUGGAUUUAUUGGGAUCCAUCCUAAAAUCCAUGGACAAGCCGCCAUCCGUAAACGAGAAACAGAAGGCUCUCAUGAAAAAACAACAGGAGGAAUAUCAGAAGUAUCAGAAAGCUGAGGCAGAAAGACUGAAGAUCUUUCGACAGAAGGUUGAAGAGAAGAUUAAUAAGUUCUUACAAGAUGACGAUGCGAAGGAAUAUAGAUUUCCUGCCAUGGAACAGAUACGUAGAAGCAUUAUUCAUGAUGUAGCAGAAGUAGCAAAUGUUUUGGCAUAUUCCUUUGGUGAGGAAGGCGUUGAUCGAUACAUCGUGAUUUUUAAGAGAGAGCAUGCACCCUCAGAGGAUCAGUUGAACACACUGCGCCGAGGUGAAGAAUGGAACGAGGAAGUUGCAAAAAGAUUAAAGGAAGAAAGAGAAAGGAAAGCCAAAGAAGAAACAGAAUACGCAAAGUCUAGGAAACGAAAGGAGAAUUUUGUACCCAACAACAGCUACUACAAAGAUAAAUAUCAACAUUUGAUUGGCAAGGAAGCUGCUUUAGAAGCGGCGAGGAAAACAGAAGCCAAUAGUAGUUACGGAUGUGUUCCUAGCGAGAAUAAAAAGGAUCAAAGAAGUAUAGAACAAACUCUGGCUGACAUACGCGCCAAGAAAAGGAGACUGGAAAUGAAUACGGGAAAUGAAACUGGUAGCUGCAGCGAUAAUAGUACAAAAUAAUGCUAUAUAAUUAUAUAAAUAAUCAUAGGGU